ACCGGGAGGCGGAGGUUACGAGUAGGCGGCGGCGGCCCGACCAGCUCCCUCCCUCUCCAGCUUUGUGUGUCGGGGGAAAGCGAGGCCGGCCGGAAGCGGGCAGAGCUGCGGCUGUUCCUACAACUUGCCUCCUGGAGCGGGGUCGGCGGUCCCCGAGCCUUUCCGCUUGCCUUUCUUGGGCCAGAAACGUGCAGGAGAUAUUUCUACGGAAUCGUCACCGCCCUGAUGGUGUGGGUUGUUUUUGUUUGCUUGUCUUCGAUUUCCACAAUUUAAAAUGCUAUUGGGCUUUUUUUUUUUUAAUCUCCUGAGCGGAAGAACCUGAGGGAUUGUUGAGGCGACGGGAAGAAGGGGGGAGGAGUAGGGGUGUCGCUGGGGCUACGUCUGAAUUGGUUCUUAAGUGACACGGCUGAACGGGCACGGACCGGGCCAAGUGCCUCUGGCCCAGACGGCUCUUGGAGCAGCUGCGGGCCCGCCUCAGGCACAGGCUCCGACUGCGCCUCUGGAACGGGAGCGGGAAUCAGCGGCCCGAGACCCUGUCUGGGGCACUGUUGGGAUUGGAAAAAUUGACCCACAGAUGUGGUUACCUGUUGCCUGUAAGUAAUUGAUAGAUGGUUUUCAGCAUUCAUUGUUUCAGCUACUGGAAGAAAACCAGAAGGAAUCCUGAGACGUGUGAUGAGGGAACAGUAUCUACUUACUGAAUGAAGAUUUCAGCUUCUUGCUACUGUGAACCUGUUUAUUAAAGAAUUCACCUGCCUUCCCUUAGUUAAAAUUUUAUCAUCUUCAUAGACUGGGUUUUCUUCAAGUUUUCCUGAUUCCUUUUUAUUAGAAGAAUUUCUGGUCAGAAUGUAACAGUUGAUCAAUGUCUGAUUGCUAUACAAGACAAUAGACUAAUAUUCCCUUUCUAAAGUUAUAUCUUAUUCACUCUAAAAACAAUCUUUGACAUAAAUAGAAACCAAGUCCUUGUUGAAUACUUUUAUUGAACAUGACUCAUGGAGAAGAGCUUGGCUCUGAUAUGCACCAGGAUCCUAUUGUUUUAACUUACCUAGAGGGAUUACUAAUGCAUCAGGCAGCAGCAAGGUCAGCUACUGUAGUUGACAAAAAGUCUACUGGGCACAGUGGAGAGGAUCAAAACUUCAAGAUUUCUGGAAAUAUAUUUCCCACCUGUCAAAAUAAUGGUCCGAGUCUCAACACAAAUACUUAUCAGGGAUCUGGCAUGCUACAUCUCAAAAAAGCAAGAUUAUUACAGUCUUCUGAGGACUGGAAUGCAGCAAAGAGGAGGAGGUUGUCUGAUUCAAUUGUCGAUUUAAAUGUAAAACAGGAAGCUUUGCUAGCUGGCAUGGUUGAAAAUGUGCCUAAAGGCAAACAGGAUAGCACAUUACUUGCCUCUUUGCUUCAAUCCUUCAGCUCUAGGCUGCAAAGUGUUGCUCUGUCACAACAGAUUAGGCAGAGCCUCAAGGAGCAAGGGUAUUCCCUUAGCCAUGAUUCUUUAAAAGUGGAGAAAGAUUUAAGGUGCUAUGGUGUUGCAUCAAGUCACUUAAAAACUCUUUUGAAGAAAAGCAAAAGUAAAGAUCAAAAACCUGAUAAUGUAUCUGAUGUAACUAAAAAUCUAAUCAAAGAUGGAUUUAUAGAAUUACCUCACACUGGACAGAGUGGAGCAAAGGUAAUUAAUGAACCCUUGUCAUGUGCUGCAAGACUCCAGGCCGUUGCAAGCAUGGUAGAAAAAAGGUCUAGUCCUGCUACUUCACCUAAGCCUAGCGUUGCUUGUAGCCAGUUAGCAUUACUUCUUUCCAGUGAAGCGCAUUUACAGCAGUAUUCUCGGGAACAUGCUUUAAAAGCACAGAAUGCAAAUCAGGUGGCAAGUGAAAGGCUUGCUGCUAUGGCUAGACUACAAGAAAGUGGCCAGAAGGAUCUUGCCCAUUUUCCAUUGUCAAAAGGAUUGUCAAGCCAUCUUAAUGGUCAAGCAAGAUCAUCAUCAAAUAAGCAAGUAGCUGACAAAAACGUUACAGCUUUUCAAAGUCCAAUGGGAAUCCUUCCAUCUCCUCCCAGAAAUGCAGAAUAUAAGAGCACAUUGGAGAGAAACAAUUUAAAACCAGCUGCCAAUAAUAGUUUGCUUUUACAUCUUCUUAAAAGCCAGAAUAUAACUAAACCAACUAGUGGACAUGAUCAGAAGGAGAGAGUUAGCAUUUUUGAGGAUAGUAGUACACCCACAACUAUUGAUGAAUAUUCAGACAAUAACCCUAGUUUUACAGAAGAUGACAGUAGUGGUGAUGAAAGUUCUCACUCUAACUGUGUCCCCAUAGAUUUAUCUUUCAAACAUCGAAUUGAAAAACCCGAGUCCAGCCAGCCUGCCUCUCUAGAUAAUCUUACUCAAUCCUUGCUAAAUACUUGGGAUCCAAAAGUUCCAGGUCUCAAUGUCAAAGAAGAUAGAGACACCUCCAAAAAUUCUAAAUUGAAUCCUCACCAAAAAGUAACACUUCUUCAGCUGUUACUUGGACAUAAGAAUGAAGAAAACCUAGAAAAAACAACUGGUUCUCAGGGAUCACAUAGUAAUGUGACAAAAUUCAGUGCACAAAGUAGUAAGCGAACUCCUGUAUUAGAAAGCCCCAACGUAAAUCAAGCUACUCCAGUGAGCACUCCACCUUUGCUUACAUCUGUAAAAGCAGAUUCACCUAUAAACCUUUCUCAACAGUCUCUAGUCAAACACGGUUCACCCCAGUAUGUUGGUAAUGUUCAACCCAAAAGACUGAUGAAUCCAGCAUCUAAACACUUGAUAGAUCUUACCAAAAAUAAAGAAUUGCAAGGAACUAAUAAGCCCAACCAAAAUGACAGUGCACAAAAUUCUACAACUUUCAGUGCCAGCAAGCUGUUACAGAAUUUGGCUCAGUGUGGAAUGCAGUCUUCUGUAUCAAUUGAAGAUCAAAAAACAAGCAAACAUCUGUUAAAUGUAAACAUAGAUAAACCUGUAGGUUUGAUUGAUAGACUAAGUAGUCCUCUACUCUCAAAUAAGCCAAAUAUACUUGAAGAAAAUAAUAAAACAUUCAAUAAUCAGUCAGCAGUUUCUGAACCUGGGCUCUCUGGUUCUGAAAUAGAAAAUUUGCUUGAACGACGGACAGUUCUUCAGUUACUACUAGGAAAUCCCAACAAAAGUAAAAGUGAAAAGAAGGAAAGAAUUUCUUUAAGAGAUGAAAGUUCCCAAGACCAUGCAGAUAAAGCUUUAAAUGAGCAAAUAUUAACUGUAAAAAUAAAAUCUGAACCUUGUGAUGAUUCACAUAUCUUCCAUAAUUUGAAUGUCCAUCAAAGCCAAGAUGCAAUAAGUAACAAAUUCUUAGGUGUGGUUCCUAAUCUGCAGAGAAGUGCAGCUGCUUCACCAGCAUCUGAGGACUUCAAAUCAGAGCCUCUUUCACCUCAGGACUUUUCUUUUUCUAAGAAUGGCUUGUUAAGUCGAUUAUUGAGACAGAAUCAGGAGGUUUACUCUACAGAUGACCUGGACAGAAGUCACAGGAAUAGUGAACUGACUCUUUUAGAAUCAAAGAGUCUUUAUACUGUUCCUAAGAAGAGGAAACUUCAUAUUGAACCUUCAGAAAGUCCAUUUAAAAAAAAGAUGAAAAGUCAUGUUUCUGAUGGUGCAAAUAAUCAUAAUCCUUCUACAGAAUUGUAUGGGCCUUUGCUUAACAAACAAGAAAUGAAAUGUAAUAGAAAUGAUCUUGAAUUUAAAUAUCCAGCAUGUCAUGGUUCAAAUAAUGAACAUGAAAAUAGGAGUUGGUCUAGAGAUGGUAAAGGCUUUAAUGUGUUGAAACAGCUGCUUCUCUCAGAAAAUUGUGUGAGAGAUUUGUCACAGCAUAGGAAUAACACUUUAACAGAUGUUAAGAAGAAAGGAAACAAAAAUAAUGUAAUCAAUAGCAAAUCUGAAUUUAACAUUUCUUCUUUAAAUGGAGUUAUGAAUCAUUCUAGUCAACUCAAUAAUUGUAUAGAUAAUGGGACAUUUUCAUAUCCUGUAGCAGUAAGGAGCCCUGCCAGUUCUCCCUUCCAGUGCUCUCCUGAGCACUUGGGUAAUGCAGUAUCUAGACAAGAAUCUGGGCAGUUAAGUGUGUGUCCCAUUCCCAGUGAAAAGGGUCCCAUUAAGUGGGUUAUUACAGGUAUGGAUAAAAAUGAAUGUGAAAAAGACUCACCAAGACUGACUAAAACCAACCCAAUUCUGUAUUACAUGCUACAGAAAGGAGGUAAUUCUGUUAGCAACCAAGAAGCACAUGACAAGGACAUUUGGAAUGAGUCAUUUGCAAAAAAUGCUUCACAGGUCACAGUCAAGGAAGAGUUGCUUCCUGCUGCAGAAACUAAAGUUUCUUUCUUUAAUUUAAGAAGCCCUUACAAUAGCCAUAUGGGGAAUGUAGCUUCCCACCCACAUAAUACAAAUGGAGAAGUUUAUGGACUCCUGGAAAAAGUACUAACCAUAAAAAAAGAAUCUGAAUAAAAUCUGCCAUCAAGAUUUGAAUCUUUGUAAAAUUAAUAUGAACUUGAAUACUUUAUAAAUAAGAGCAUGAGUUGAAAAUAG
This is a messenger RNA of Antechinus flavipes (yellow-footed antechinus), 4549 nucleotides long. RefSeq names its product nuclear receptor interacting protein 1 (gene NRIP1). The record is from RefSeq and is a predicted model, not a curated record. Gene Ontology annotation, biological process: regulation of transcription by RNA polymerase II. The transcript is spliced from 3 exons. The coding region runs from base 983 to 4468 and encodes 1161 amino acids. NCBI's taxonomy places the organism in Eukaryota, Metazoa, Chordata, Mammalia, Dasyuromorphia, Dasyuridae. Gene Ontology annotation, molecular function: transcription coregulator activity; signaling receptor binding. Gene Ontology annotation, cellular component: nucleus.